AUGAUAGAUAAGACAAAAUACAAUUCAUGUGAGGAAGAAGAAGAAGAAGAUGAAGAAGGGGAAGAGGGAGAGAAAGCGGAAGAGGGAGACGAAAGGAUUAAUAAAAACCAACCAAUCACAAGUGACAUGUGCGAAAUUCUCUCCUCAGAUGACAAUAAUGACCAAUGUGAAGAAGACACUGAUAACUUCAUAAUAGUAGAACUUAUUUCAUACAUUUGUGGAAAUUCAAAAAUUAUUACAUACUACCCAAGUACCAAUAGUAACAAUUCUGGGCAAAACAAGUAUCUCUACCACUUUUAUCGCAAAAAAAAAGUCAAAUUAUAUUUAUGUAUGCAUAAAAAAAAUAAUGAAAUAUACAUCUACCAAGUUCAAUCCAAAUAUGUCAAAAAGGGAGAAAAUACAACUAACACUUCUACUCACACAGGAAGUGACGCACACAUUGACAACAAUAAUCACGGGGAGAUCCAAAGCAACGAUAGAGCAAACAUAUGUGAACACACACACGUGGAUUGUAUCAAGGUUAAAAGUGAAGUUCCAAUUGAUGAAGCAAAAACUGUCAGUAAGGAAUUAAAAAAUGGCAUCAAGCAAUUCACCUCAUUCAUCAAGGAAGAAAUAACUGAUAGAUGUAAAUCUUGUCAACAUGAAAUCAAAAUGGAAGAUGGAUCCAGUACAAAAUCUGGCACUAAAGUGGGUACUAAAGUGGACAACAACGCAAGUGCAAAUGUUUCGAAAAAAAUUUUCAUCACCAAAUUGUUCGACAGCAUAAACUGCAGCUAUGACAUAUCAACCAUCGAAUUCACAAAACUAAAGAAGACGGAUGACAAAACUUUAAAUUCCUUAAAAAACAUUCUAAAGCAGAAAAUUAACAAAAGCUCCAAAGGAUUCAUCAGUGCAAAACACACACAAUUAGGAACGCAUGAGGAUAUCACUCAAAAUUUCCAAAACGGAAGUAGCAUCAACAAUGAUGGUAUUCUUCUUCGCAACAACAUUCCAUAUAAUGACAAUACAUGCGUGCGCGAAAAAGAUAUGACUCGUUCAGGCGAUAGUGGCAACAUGCAUGGCAGCCAUAAUGACAAAGCGAAUGGAAACGAGAAUGGAAACGAGAAUGGAAACGAGAAUGACAACGAGAAUGAUAACGAGAAUGAUAACGAGAGUGGCAACUCUCAUGACAGCGAGAAUGACAACACGCAUGAAAACGAAAUUAAAAUCUUAUAUCUUCACUUUCGAGAACCAGCGGAUAUAUUUAUGAACCAAUUUACCACAUUCGACCAAGGCAAUGAAGAGAACUUCACAAAACAGAUAUCCGGAUUUUUAAAAGACGAACGACACCAGCACAUCGAGAGGGAAUACUCAAAAAUCAAAAAAAAAAAUAAAUACACAUCAGAGAUAAGAAAAAGCAAAAUAGAUAAAUUACCACAGACAUUCCUAGAAAAUUAUGAAAGUGACGUAAGCAUAUGUAGCAAUGAUCUGUACUUCAGCGAUAUGGAAGUUGUGACUAGAGAAAAUGAACUCUAUAUAAAAGAAAAUAAAAAAAAGAAUGUCCAUUUGUUUACAAGAAACAAUUUAAAAAUUAAAUGGCUCCUACUGAAUUUAAAUUUAAAAAAGGAUGAAGAAAUUGUUAUACAAAAAUAUGUACUAUUGAAAAAGGCAAAAAUUGAUAAAAUAUCAAACUCUACUUUUCACACAAACAAUGUAUAUUCUACAUUUACUAAAAGUCGAAGAAAAGAAAUUUUUGAAAAAAAGAAAAAUACAACACAACAACAACACUCCUUCAAGGAUAGGGAAAUUUGCAUGGUGCAAUCAUAUAACACCAGUAAUUAUCACAGGAAUAUCGUCUAUCAAGACCCCAACAGAAUUCGCUGCAAUAGUUUAACUGAUUACGAACCCAAUCACACAAAUGAAACCAAUAAUAGAGAUCAUAACUUGAACCAUCCAAAUGAUACAUGUCAUAUCGAUUGCUCAUUGAAAGAAAAAACAAAGAAUGAUGAUGAAAAAUUAAUAUUCCAUUUUGAGUUGGAAAAUAAUAGAAUAAAAACACGCCAAGAUAAUCUUGAAGAACAAGAAAUUGUGAUUAAGAACAACAAAACGAUAUGCAAAGAGGUACAGAAGAGAAAACUUUCCUCUGAGUGUAUUAGUUCAUCUGAAAAUGAAAAAAGUAUAUGUUACAAAGAAGAGAGAAAUGCGAGAAACAUUUGCCAUGAUGUUCUUGUCAACACUUGCAACGAGGGUGUCAAUGAUGGGGUUAGCACGCACAACAUGUAUGGUGAAACGGACGUAAAAGCAAGCAUUGCGGAUACUGUUUCAAGCACUAAGCAUGUUGUUGCAGCUAUUUCUAGCACCUCUGCUAACUUUUCAGACACCGGUGCAAUCAUUUCUAGCAUCUGUGCCAACUUCUCGAACACCUCUGCAAACAAUUCAGAUGCCGAUGUUAAACCAAACACAAGCACAUGUAACCAAACGGAAGAUGUAGCUAGCGAAUUUUUUCCAAGCGCUAGAACCUCCAGGGAUGAAUCGAUCUGCAUGCAAGACAAUGUGAACACAUGUCAAAAUCCAUGUCAUUCAUCGAAAACAUGUUCUUCCUAUUCGCGCGUGGAAAAAUAUUCACAAGAAUUUUUUUUAGUGUCUAGUGAUAGCCAUGGCAACGAGGAAGAGUUAAAGAAUGACAAGAAAAGAAAAAUCGAUAAAGUUGAAAACGUGGAAAUUAUUCAAAAUAGAAACAAAAAAGUUACGCAUGGAAUAUUAGAUAAGGAGCAAGACUAUGAAUCAUUUCUAGAUGUGAGAAAUAGCGAAUGUGAAUUGAUUGCUUCUGAGGCAAAAGUAUCAAAUGAUGGAGUUAGAUUUAACCAUGCAGCAUCUGAUUGUGUUCCAAAUGAUGGAACACAUGGUACAGAUGGCACAGAAGAUGCCAAAAAUGAGGCCAAAAAAUAUGGAAAAAAUGAUGCCAAAAAUGAUGCCAAAAAUGAUGCCAAAAAUAAUGACAAAAAUGAUGCCAAAAAUGAUGCCAAAAGUGAUGCCAAAAGUGAUGCCAAAAGUGAUGCCAAAAGUGAUACCACAAAUAAUUGCCACGCGAAUGGAUCAAAAGAAACCCACUUCAGUGACUCCAAUGUGUGCUACAUCACAGACACCGAUUCACAGUAUAAACAACAUGUCACAUCAGUAGAUGACAUAAUACCAGAGGACAAGCAGAAGGGACACACGAGAGAACAGAAAAAUUGCAUAAGUGAGCAAAGCAAUGAAAAUCGAAUCAAUUCUUGUGGAAAUAGCUGUUUCGUUAAGAACAAAGUACUCACUAGCAAGGAAAAGAGUAGUGAUAAAAAUGACCAUGACAACAUAAAUUACAAGACAGAUGAAUGUUCAAAUGCAAAUGCAUCAUCUGAAGGAAUAGAAAUGAACAAAGAAAAAAGUGCCUUGUUUCUUAAACACAAAGUAAAGAACAUCUUUGAUAUUAUAAAAGUUAUAUACUGCAGUCAUACUAAACAUUUUAAAUAUACAAACAAGUUAAAAUUCUACUUAACAACUUUUUUAAAUUUUUCCAAAAUUGAGAAAAUAAAAUUACAAUUUAUGCAAAGGGAAAAAAUUGUAGAUACAGAAAUUUUGAAACUCUAUAUAAACAGAAAAACAAUCGAAAUGAAAAAUAUAUGGAAAAUAAAUAAUUAUCAAAUAGAUGGUCAUAAUAUUUUCCGUUUGAAUAAAUCUAAAUAUAUUGAUGAUUCUAUUAUCGAUUUUUUUAAUAAUUAUAUCUAUUCAUUUAUCCUUAAAAAUGAUCAAAAAAAAAAAAAUGAAAUUUAUAUUUUUAACACUUUCUUUUAUAAAAAAAUUGAAUUAUAUGAUGAUACUUCAAAAGCAUAUAUGAACACCAAUAGGUGGAUCCAGAAACUCGAGAAAAAAAUUUAUGAAUACACGUAUGUUUUUGUCCCCAUCAACAUAAAUAAUACACACUGGUCAUUGGUUCUCUUGUACUUUCCUUUUAACACAUCCCAGAAGGAUGAGCCAGCCUCAGCUAGCCAUCUACCCAACAAUGCAAUUAGUAGAAGCCAACCAAGCGACAGAAGCAAUGUAAUCCAACCUAGCGACAGAAGCAGUGCCAGCCAACCAAGCGACAGAAGCAAUGUAAUCCAACCUAGCGACAGAAGUAGUGCAAGCCAACCAAGCGAUGGAAUCAUCAAAAAUCUGCCAGGGAAGGAAAAAAACCAAUGCUCAGGCCAAACCGCACGCACUUACCAUUGUCCUAUAGAGGAAAUGCCACUUUCUGCAUACUGCAACAAAUAUUUCUUGGGAAUCAAAACAGUCACUUCUAACCAAGGCAAGAGAAAAAACGAGUUUUCAAAAAUUAGAUUUAUCGAAAACAGAUCAGAUAAAAAUUUUAGAAGCAAAUCCUGCGAUUCGUAUUUUUCCAAAAGGAAUUUGCUCCUCAAAUCUAACAGGCAAAAUAAUUGCACACUUGUGUUGAGGAAUUAUUUGCAUGCAAAUGACAAUAUGUCUGACCAUGGGGAACAAAAGAAAAGCCGUUUCUGCAACUUUGCGACAAGUUCGAGUGAUUCAGGAGAACGUGACAUGGUCUCAUUCUCCACAGAUGUUGCAAGCUAUGCAAACCGCAUAAACCUUGCAAACCACUCAAAUGAAGAAAAAUCUAACUUUUUGAAGAAUACAAGCAAAACGAGCUCUGACAAAACCUGUAAUGUUACCACAGACAACGACCAGCAUCACGAUAAAAACACAAAAAAAAUGAUAGAACAAGGGAAAAAAGAGAAUGUUAAAAUGGCUUACAUGAUAUACCUUGAUUCAUUAUUCCCCUCUGCGAAAGGCAAUAAGAUAUUGAAUAAACUGAAAAAGUACGUGGAACAUAUAUUCCUCCAUGAUCAUAUGGCUCACAUUUCAACUACCGCUACCUACACGAAUAACUCGAGUGACAUACCUAGAAUUUGCUUCAAGUUCAUAUAUCCAAACAUUACACCAAAACAAAAUAACACAUAUGAUUGUGGAAUAUACAUCAUCCAUUUCAUCCUACAUUUAUGUUUAAAUACACACUUAGUUGAAAAUGAACUAAUUAAGCCUUGUCGUGAACACACAAGGAAUAAAUGUGCUGACGAUAAACUUCGCUUUGGCCCGUACAACUAUACCUCUCAUAGCAACAGUAUCUACUCUAAGUCCUAUGAUAGAACCCCCACCCCAUGGUUCUCCCCAAGAGAUAUAAGCAUGAAGCGUAGACAAAUGAAAAAGAUGCUGUUAUACAUGAAGAACGUUAUAAACUGGAAGUCAGACAACCACAUCGAGGUCCUGAAUUUGCUAUUUAUGAUGAACAACAACAUCGAGAGUAAGAGAACGAAUCUAAGUUCCCCCUUGGUAUGA
Messenger RNA from Plasmodium gonderi, 5349 nucleotides. RefSeq names its product sentrin-specific protease 2. Gene Ontology annotation, biological process: proteolysis. Gene Ontology annotation, molecular function: cysteine-type peptidase activity. The record is from RefSeq and is a predicted model, not a curated record. The transcript is spliced from 3 exons. Lineage: Eukaryota; Apicomplexa; Aconoidasida; Haemosporida; Plasmodiidae. The coding region runs from base 1 to 5349 and encodes 1782 amino acids.